CGUGUAUCUGCCCUGUAAUCGUCGCGAUAAUCAUUACCCACAUCGCUCCGGUGUUGACAAGGAGGCACUGUGUCUCAUGAGAGUGUCAUGCCCCGGCCGACAGACACGUACACACACAGUCAGUUUGAGCAAAUCGACAGUGUCAAUUUAGGAGGGACCGUUCAGUGCAUUCAUUGCAGGCGCUGGCAAGGAAGCGCCAGAGUUCUAAAUCGCAAGAAGGCGCAUCUCCAGAUCUGCCCGGAAUACACAGCGUGGAGGGCCGCAGGGAACGGUCAAGAAUUGGCCCCGCCGAAUUCAUACAACGCGACUGGCAGACGAGCAAUCGGCGACUCUUACGAUGUGGACAAUUCGUCUCCUCCUCCAAGAACAAGUUCUACACCAACAAUGCAGCGACCACGAUGGACGGUAAAUGUGAGCAAGUAUUUUGACGAAUUCUUCGACGAUAGUCUUGGUCAUAAGUGCGCACGAGUGCGAUGCCACAGCUGUGGCUUCGUACGAGCGAAGAAUGCUACCCGACAGGCAGAGCAUCUGAUUCAAUGCAAGGAAUUUCUGUCAACCGCUGAAGGUGCAGAGCUGUUGACAAGUGGGACCCUCGCUCCCAACGAACAGCAAAAUGAGAAACCACCCGCCUGGAACGGUGCAAAACCAAACCCUGAUCUGCUGAUCAAUCGCCAUGGUCCAAAUCGUUCUUCUAAUGGAAUGACACCCAGUGAUCCUGGUCCGAGACCGUUCCUACCUCAAACAGCACAGUCUGCAGAGGCGCCUUCAUUAGCUCAAUACCUCCUAGUUCAUAACGAAGCGUUACUGACGAGCGCUACUCAUCACACCUUCUUGUCACAUGCGGGUUGUGGAAUGCUUACUGAGAAUGCUCUCAAUGAGUGGCUAGCGCAGAUUGGGUUUAUCUCACGAUCACUUGUAUCGUUUACCGGAGCACUUAUAGGUAAGAUCCGAAUACCGGAAACCGCCAAUCUAGAACGCGAUUCAACGUUCCGGUGUCUGGACUUACUGUGCUCUGCGGUGAGUAAUAUGAAGAAGGAGCUGGAUUUUCUUGAUGCUACUAAGCGCAAGUAUGGAUUGGGGGUGAAUUUUGACGAACCGAAACCACCUACCAAAGGAUUCGUCGAUCUUUUCAAUAGCGCUUCAAGUCCUUCUGCAACACUGCUUGAGGGCAUGGUAGUUCUGUGGGCCAUUGAAAUUCUAUUUUACAAUUCCUGCUCCUAUGCAGCCACAUUCAUCACCCGAACCACGCCAACACCACAGCAAAACUCUUAUUUCUUUCCUUCUUACUUUCUACCAUCAGGCGCACCCGCAACCUCCUACGGCGGACAAGCAACACCAAGGGAUGGCCACACCACUGCCCUCCGCGAAGCAGUCAUCGAAAACUGGAAAUCAGAAAACUUUGGCCGCUUCGUAGAUGCAUGUAGAUCAAUCGUCGACGAGCUCGCUAUGGUUCAGACAACAGGCAACGGCCGAGCGGAAAUGUCAGCUUGCGAACGUGUCUUCAAGCAAGCCAUCUGGCUAUGGGGUCAAAUAUUUCCCGAAGUCAUAGGCAUGGAGCAGUUGGAUGACUUGAAUAAUGGGCAGAACCACAGAGACAAUGGAGACAACGGCGCGAUAAAUAGGAAUGGGUCGGCUGAUAAACCCGUCGAGGUUGACGAUGAAGAUGAAGCCCAUACUUCUACUGAUUCAUCGUAAUCUUACCGAUGAUGCUGUCGGAUCCGCAUCUUCAUUAUUGCUAACUCAAUUUGGGAGUUAAGUGGACUGGAUUUGGAUCCAUCGCUGCGGCGAACCGAUCAAGCUGAUGCGCAGGGAUACAUUUGCACGAGGUAACAACAAGGCGUUUCGUCUGGGG
Macroventuria anomochaeta is the source of this 1852-nucleotide messenger RNA. RefSeq lists its product as uncharacterized. The transcript is spliced from 5 exons. Bases 88 to 1695 code for a protein of 535 amino acids. The record is from RefSeq and is a predicted model, not a curated record. NCBI's taxonomy places the organism in Eukaryota, Fungi, Ascomycota, Dothideomycetes, Pleosporales, Didymellaceae.